ACCCUCCAAGGAAAAUAAAAAGAAAUUUCUAGGUUUCAAUUCCAAUUCCAAUUCCAAUUUUCUUUUUCUUUCUCAGAUCUGAUUUCUAAUUUCCCCACUCAAAUUGCAUUUCCACGACAAACCAAUCCAAUCAAAUCAAACUCCCAGAAAAUCUCGUGAGUCUCAAUUUUACAAAGAUGUUUCGUUUCGAGCAGGGAAAGAACCCUAAUAAAACGAUUUGAUUUUCCCUCUUUCGUUUUAUUUUUGUUUUUUUUGGAUUUUCGAUCGUGAAGCUGUUGCUAUGGCCGACGCUCUCUCGGUGAUUCCGGCUGCCGUGCUCCGUAACCUCGGCGACAAGCUCUACGAGAAGCGGAAGAAUGCAGCUCUUGAGAUUGAGGGUAUAGUGAAGCAGCUUGCUGCUAAUGGGGAACAUGAUAAGAUAACUGCUGUGAUCAAUUUGUUGACUACGGAAUUCACUUACUCGCCACAAGCAAAUCACCGCAAGGGAGGGUUGAUAAGCUUAGCUGGUGCUACUGUUGGGCUGUCUACUGAAGCUGCUCAGCAUCUUGAGCAAAUUGUGCCUCCUGUGUUAAAUUCGUUCUCUGAUCAAGAUAGUAGAGUUCGUUAUUAUGCUUGCGAAGCACUAUAUAACAUAGCUAAGGUUGUGAGAGGAGAUUUUAUUAUAUUCUUCAACCAGAUCUUUGAUGCCUUAUGCAAGCUUUCUGCAGACUCAGAUGCCAAUGUACAGAGUGCUGCUCAUCUCUUAGAUCGUCUCGUAAAGGAUAUUGUGACUGAAAGUGAUCAGUUCAGUAUUGAAGAAUUUAUACCGUUGUUGAGGGAGCGCAUGAAUGUAUUGAAUCCUUAUGUCCGCCAAUUUUUGGUAGGAUGGAUUACUGUAUUGGACAGUGUCCCAGAUAUUGAUAUGCUGGGUUUUCUUCCUGAUUUUCUUGAUGGUUUGUUUAAUAUGUUGAGUGAUUCAAGUCAUGAAAUACGUCAACAAGCUGAUUCAGCUCUUUCUGAGUUUCUUCAAGAGAUUAAAAACUCCCCAUCUGUAGAUUAUGGUCGAAUGGCUGAAAUACUGGUACAGAGGGCUGGUUCUCCAGAUGAAUUUACCAGGUUAACAGCUAUUACAUGGAUAAAUGAGUUUGUCAAACUUGGUGGAGAUCAACUUGUUCCAUAUUAUGCUGACAUUCUUGGAGCCAUUUUGCCUUGCAUUGCCGAUAAAGAAGAGAAAAUUAGAGUGGUUGCUCGUGAAACCAAUGAAGAGCUACGUGCUAUCAAGGCUGAUCCAGCUGAAGCGUUUGAUGUAGGAGCAAUCCUCUCCAUUGCUAGGAGGCAACUAUCUAGUGAAUGGGAGGCUACUCGAAUUGAAGCUUUGCACUGGAUAUCAACCCUUUUAAACAGACAUCGUACUGAGGUUUUGACAUAUCUGAAUGACAUAUUUGACACUCUUCUCAAAGCACUUUCAGAUCCAUCCGAUCAGGUUGUGCUUCUAGUUCUCGAUGUUCAUGCAUGCAUUGCAAGAGAUCCUCAGCACUUCAGGCAGCUUGUUGUUUUCUUAGUGCAUAAUUUCCGGCUGGAUAAUUCUCUUUUGGAGAAGCGCGGUGCUUUGAUAAUCCGUCGCCUUUGUGUGCUUUUGAAUGCUGAGAGAGUGUACCGCGAACUUUCUACAAUAUUAGAAGGAGAAUCCGAUUUGGAUUUUGCAUCCAUUAUGGUUCAGGCUUUGAAUUUGAUCUUACUUACAUCAUCGGAAUUAUCUGAGAUUCGAGAUCUUUUGAAGCAAUCACUGGUAAAUCCUGCUGGGAAGGACUUGUAUGUUUCUUUGUAUGCCUCUUGGUGUCAUUCUCCAAUGGCAAUUAUAAGUCUUUGCUUUUUAGCUCAGACUUACCAACAUGCAAGUGCCGUUAUUCAAUCUCUGGUAGAGGAGGAUAUCAAUGUCAAAUUUUUGGUCCAGCUGGAUAAAUUGAUUCGCUUGCUGGAAACGCCAAUCUUUGCUUAUCUUAGAUUGCAGCUUCUUGAACCUGGAAGAUAUUUAUGGUUAUUCAAAGCAUUGUACGGUCUUCUGAUGUUACUUCCCCAGCAAAGUGCCGCCUUUAAGGUACUGAAAACUCGUUUAAAAGCUGUGCCAUCGUAUACUUUAAAUGGUGAGCAUUUAAAGAGGACGCCUUCAGGGGAUCCCUACCAAUUUCUUCAUCUCAUGCCUGGUGGAUCUCAAUCUCAAACUAUUGAGGAUGGUGACUUAACUGAAAAUGGCGGGAGCUCACACAGUGGAAUAAAUUUUGCUGCAAGGCUACAACAGUUUCAGCAAAUGCAGCACCAGCAUCGGGUGCACACUAAAGCACAGACAAAGUCACGCAAUAUGUCUACUUCAGUACCAAAGGUUGCUGACGUCUGCAUAGGGGAAGAACCAAGGAUACCUCAGUCUGUUGACCUUAAUGUUCCUCCUUCAAGAUCAACAAAGAGAGGUCCAGGGCAGCUACCAUUAUAAUUCUAAAUGUUGAUUCUGCCCAUUUUGAGCUUUAAUCUAGUUCAUUUGAACUUUGAAUUGGGUCGGGUAUGAUUUGUAAAAUUGUAAAUCAUAGUAGCUCGUUUUAUUCUACUUGUUAGAGGUUGGGAUGGUGAAAAUCGGGUUUUGGAGUCAAGAUAAAGCUUGGGCUUUCCUGGGCUAUUCUUUUGACCUUAUAAACCGUGAUACCCACGUGGUUCAGUUGUUUUUAGUUGAAAACCAUGUGGGCUAGAGGGGAUAUUUUCUUCAAUAACGUUUCUUUUUUGUUUACCCGUUUAUCAAUUACUGCCAUAUGGUAUAUAAUAAGGAAUUAGCUACUUUCAUGUACAAAUUGCUAAUUUGGCGUAGUGUUACUGCACGAGUUCUA
Messenger RNA from Gastrolobium bilobum, 2852 nucleotides. RefSeq names its product protein VAC14 homolog. Gene Ontology annotation, biological process: positive regulation of kinase activity; phosphatidylinositol biosynthetic process. The record is from RefSeq and is a predicted model, not a curated record. NCBI's taxonomy places the organism in Eukaryota, Viridiplantae, Streptophyta, Magnoliopsida, Fabales, Fabaceae. The transcript has 20 exons. Gene Ontology annotation, cellular component: endosome membrane; PAS complex. The coding region runs from base 281 to 2467 and encodes 728 amino acids.